Molecule: messenger RNA, 2657 nt
Organism: Solanum dulcamara
Lineage: Eukaryota; Viridiplantae; Streptophyta; Magnoliopsida; Solanales; Solanaceae
Product: phenylalanine ammonia-lyase 1
Exons: 2
Coding region: 162-2306 (714 amino acids)
Biological process (GO): L-phenylalanine catabolic process
Cellular component (GO): cytoplasm
Molecular function (GO): ammonia-lyase activity
Source: RefSeq, a predicted model, not a curated record
AGGAAAUUCAGCUUAAUUUAUUACUCAUAAGCUUUGCAAUUUCCUAAUCCCAACAACAACAACAAAAAUUGAUAUAUACAUUGUACCUUUAUCCCAAUUAUUCAUCAAAACAUCACAUAUAGUUUGUUUUCCCUAACCAAUAUUACUUUGUUAAAAUAAAAAUGGAGUAUGUCAAUGGAAAUUGUAAUGGUACUCAUGAUGAUCAAGAUUUUUGCAUUAAGGCUCAACAACAACAACAAGAAGAUCCAUUGAAUUGGAACAUGUCAGCUGACGCGCUCAGGGGUAGCCACGUAGACGAGGUGAAGAAAAUGGUGGAGGAGUUUAGGAAGCCGGUGGUUAAAUUAGGAGGGGAGACCUUGACAGUAGCUCAAGUGGCCGCCAUAGCUGCACGAUCAGGAACAGAAGUGAUCGUGCAACUAUCAGAGGCGGCCAGAGCUGGUGUCAAGGCUAGUAGUGAUUGGGUGAUGGAAGGAAUGAGAAAUGGGACUGAUAGUUACGGUGUUACUACUGGUUUUGGUGCAACAUCACAUAGAAGGACCAAACAAGGUGCAGCCCUACAGAAAGAGCUAAUAAGGUUCUUGAAUGCUGGAAUCUUUGGCAAUGGGACGGAGUCUUGCCAUACACUGCCACACUCCACCACGAGGGCGGCCAUGCUAGUGAGGAUCAACACCCUACUUCAAGGCUACUCCGGCAUAAGGUUUGAGAUUUUGGAAGCUAUAACGAAAUUGUUGAACAACAACAUUACCCCGUGUUUGCCCCUACGUGGCACGAUCACAGCGUCUGGUGACUUGGUACCACUGUCCUACAUUGCCGGCCUUUUAACAGGCCGGCCCAACUCCAAGGCCACUGGGCCUAAGGGAGAAACGUUGGACGCUGUCAACGCGUUCCAACGGGCUGGUAUUGACACUGGAUUCUUUGAGCUACAGCCCAAAGAAGGAUUAGCUUUAGUGAAUGGCACUGCUGUAGGCUCUGGCUUGGCUUCAAUGGUUCUUUUUGAGGCUAAUAUUCUUGCUAUACUUUCUGAAGUUUUAUCAGCAAUUUUUGCUGAAGUUAUGCAAGGAAAGCCUGAAUUUACAGACCAUUUGACACAUAAAUUGAAACAUCACCCUGGCCAAAUUGAAGCUGCAGCUAUAAUGGAACACAUUUUGGAUGGAAGUUCAUAUGUGAAAGAAGCCAAGAAAAUCCAUGAAAUGGACCCUUUACAAAAGCCUAAACAAGAUCGUUAUGCGCUUAGGACAUCUCCACAAUGGUUAGGCCCGCAAAUAGAGGUGAUUCGAUCAUCAACUAAGAUGAUUGAGAGAGAGAUUAACUCUGUUAAUGACAACCCUUUGAUUGAUGUAUCAAGAAACAAGGCAUUACAUGGUGGGAAUUUCCAAGGGACACCAAUAGGUGUGUCGAUGGACAACACUAGGCUAGCACUUGCCUCAAUUGGCAAACUCAUAUUUGCACAAUUCUCUGAGCUAGUAAAUGACUAUUACAACAAUGGGUUGCCUUCUAAUCUCACCGGGGGACGGAAUCCUAGCUUGGAUUAUGGUUUCAAAGGUGCUGAAAUCGCUAUGGCCUCGUACUGUUCUGAACUCCAAUUUCUCGCGAAUCCAGUCACUAACCAUGUACAAAGUGCUGAACAACACAAUCAAGAUGUCAACUCACUAGGCCUAAUCUCAUCAAGAAAGACAGAGGAGGCAGUUGACAUAUUGAAACUCAUGUCAUCCACUUACCUAGUGGCACUUUGCCAAGCAAUUGACUUGAGGCAUUUGGAAGAAAAUCUCAAAGCCUCAGUUAAAAGUGCAGUAAGUUUAGCAGCCAAGAAAGUAUUGAUCACUGGCCAAAAUGGUGAACUUCACCAAUCAAGAUUCUGUGAAAAAGAUUUACUCACAAUGGUUGACAGAGAGUAUGUUUUUGCAUAUGCUGAUGACCCUUGUAGUGCUAGUUACCCUUUAAUGCAAAAGUUGAGACAAGUUUUGGUGGAUCAUGCACUGAAGAAUUCCAACACUGAAAUCUUCCAAAAGAUUAGUGCAUUUGAGGAAGAAUUGAGACUUGUUUUGCCUAAGGAGAUUGAAAGUGUUAGAUGUGAUUUGGAGAAUGGAAAGGCACCAAUUGGUAAUAGAAUUCAAGAAUGCAGGUCAUAUCCACUGUACAAAUUUGUGAGGGAAGAAUUAGGGGCUAAGUAUUUGACAGGUGAAAAAGUUCUAUCUCCUGGUGAAGAAUUUGACAAAGUGUUUACAGCUAUGAAUGAAGGUAAGUUGAUAGAUCCAUUGCUUAAUUGCUUGAAGGAAUGGAAUGGUACUCCUCUUCCACUUUGCUAAGAGGAAAAAGGCCAUAUGUUGCUCGGACAGUUCAGAAAUGUCAACGAGCGUGUGUUAGAUCCUGCAAAAGUGGUGCAUUUUGGAGGAUCUGAGACGGGUGCGAGCAACAUAGGAAAAAAGAUAUUUUCAUAUUGUAGGUACAAUACAUUUUAAGUUUAUUUUUCUAGUUUUGUGGAACUUCUUUUAAAUGGUUUGUAUGAAUAUUUGUGAAUCUUUAAACUUAUUGAUGAUAUUUUGUAUCUUGUUCUUAUGCAACUGUAUUUAAACUUAUGUGGCUUCUUUCAAGAAGAAAAUGGUGUAUAGAAAAUAAGAAGAUUACCUCAUCAAAUUAAAUAUCUUUCAUUGUCCCCA